Ziziphus jujuba (common jujube) is the source of this 2029-nucleotide messenger RNA. RefSeq names its product expansin-A20. NCBI's taxonomy places the organism in Eukaryota, Viridiplantae, Streptophyta, Magnoliopsida, Rosales, Rhamnaceae. Bases 1 to 759 code for a protein of 252 amino acids. Gene Ontology annotation, biological process: plant-type cell wall organization. The transcript has 3 exons. The record is from RefSeq and is a predicted model, not a curated record. Gene Ontology annotation, cellular component: extracellular region.
AUGGGUUCUCUUCAAGCCAAACUUGUCUUCUUGAUUCUACUGCAAGCUUCAUGCAAUAUUAUUGCUACCAAGGAUGAAGAAUGGAAAACUGCUUCUGCAACGUACACCAAAGAAACAGAUGGAUCUAUCAUUACUGAAGGUGCUUGUGGUUAUGGGGACCUUCACAAAAUAAGCUAUGGGAAGUAUAGUGCUGGAUUAAGCAGCAUUUUGUUCAAUAGAGGUAGUACCUGUGGGGCUUGCUAUGAACUAAGAUGUGUUGAUCACAUCUUGUGGUGCUUACAAGGUAGCCCAUCAAUUAUCCUCACUGCUACAGAUUUCUGCCCCCCAAACUUUGGUCUUUCAGCAGAUUAUGGUGGUUGGUGCAAUUUCCCCAAGGAACAUUUUGAGAUGUCAGAGGCAGCAUUUGCUGAAAUUGCAGAGAAAAAAGCAGAUAUUGUGCCAGUUCAGUAUAGAAGGGUGAAGUGUGAGAGGAGAGGUGGGCUGAGAUUCACGGUGAGUGGAAGUUCUCACUUCUACCAAGUUUUAAUUACUAAUGUGGGACUGGAUGGUGAAGUGGUUGCUGUGAAAGUGAAGGGAUCAAAAACAGGGUGGAUACCAAUGUCCAGAAACUGGGGACAAUUUUGGCAAAGCAAUGUCAACAUGAAAGGGCAGCCUCUAUCUUUCGAAGUCACCACCAGUGGUGGAAGAACACUUACGUCUUACAAUGUUGCUCCAGCAAAUUGGGAGUUUGGCCAGACAUUUGAAGGGAAACAGUUCUAAAAUGAUAUUAGAAUACCAUCACCAAAAUCUCAUUUCUGAAAUAAGGAUUCCAAAGUUAAAUACUUUGAAAUCCUGAUCAUUGAGUUCAUCAAUACUGAAGAUCUGUCCACAUGUUUACACAUUACUCAUGUAGUCAUGUCCAAAUCUCCACCUAUCCCAAGGAGAUAAGCUCUUAGUCAAAAAGAAGGAAGAAAGAUGUACAAGAAAGUUGAAAAAUUAGGAAUACGAGGUCCCAGUUUUGUCUCUUUAUAAUAUUGUGAUUCAAAAGUAUAACUAGUUGUUAAUGGAAUAUGUAUUCGUUAAGAAACAAAGUGAUGCAACCAACCUUGCAUUCUUCACUAAUUCCGGCUUUAACGCUUAAACUUACUUUAAAUGACAUUGUCUUUACUCUUUAGAAUUGCUUAUAAAUAGUGUCACCAGUCAACGAUGUUGCAUCUAAAAUAAUGACUAUUUAACACAAUUGUGGUACAAAAGGAUCAGUACAAUUAACACCAUACGAUAUGAUACACUGCUAAGAAUAUGACUUACAUAUAAUGAACUUCAGAUAAGCAUAGGAUAAGCAAAUGAUGUUCCAUGCGGCAUAACAUAAUUAACCAAAUGUAAUGCAUAAACAGUUAGGAUUAGGCUAAAUACCACAUCAUGAAGCAUGCAUACCAAUGCUCAACCAACUAGAACUCUUAACAGUUUCCCUAUCUAUUAUGCUGGGGCAUAAUGGAAAUGCACCAUCUACUGAAAAAAAAACAUAAUGCUUAAUUCCCUAACAGAUUGUUUCCGAUGCUUUACAAGCUUCCAUAAAAAAAAGGUUGUUUUUUUUUUUUUGGUUAUUUGUUUAUUAAUUAAUUAAUAUUAAUAUUAUUAUUAUUACUACUAUUAUUAUCAUUAUUUGCAGAAAACCAACUCUUCAUAUCAAGUGGGUUUGACCAUAAAAUAGCAAUGCGUUAAAUGUUUUCCACCAUGAGAAACUUACAAAAAUGAAAAUGGCUAAAUUUCUAUACAAGUGAUGAAAAAUUAACCAAAUGUAAUACAUAUAGAGUUAAAUUCAUUUUUGCCAGGGAAACGCCAAAUGCCACUUCAUGAAGCAUGCACAAACAACUAGAACUCUAUCAGCCCACUUCCCUAUCUAUUAUAUUGGGGCAUAAUGGAAAGACAGCUAUUUCAACAUCUAUUGAAAAAAAUCAUAAUGCUUAAUUUCCUAACAGAUUGUUUUCAAUGCUUUACAAGCUUCUUCCAUAAUUUUUUUUUUUUUUUUUUUUUUUUGUUUAACAGAAAA